Oncorhynchus keta (chum salmon) is the source of this 720-nucleotide messenger RNA. RefSeq names its product histidine-rich glycoprotein-like. The record is from RefSeq and is a predicted model, not a curated record. The transcript has a single exon. The coding region runs from base 1 to 720 and encodes 239 amino acids. Lineage: Eukaryota; Metazoa; Chordata; Actinopteri; Salmoniformes; Salmonidae.
AUGCAGGAGCACGGUCAGGAGCACGGCCAGGAGCACGGCCAGGAGCACGGCCAGGAGCACGGCCAGGAGCACGGUCAGGAGCACAGUCAGGAGCGCGGCCAGGAGCACGGCCAGGAGCACGGCCAGGAGCACGGUCAGGAGCACGGUCAGGAGCACAGUCAGGAGCGCGGCCAGGAGCACAGUCAGGAGCACGGUCAGGAGCACAGUCAGGAGCACGGCCAGGAGCACGGUCAGGAGCACGGUCAGGAGCACAGUCAGGAGCACGGCCAGGAGCACGGUCAGGAGCACGGUCAGGAGCACGGUCAGGAGCACGGUCAGGAGCACGGCCAGGAGCAUGGUCAGGAGCACGGUCAGGAGCACAGUCAGGAGCGCGGCCAGGAGCACGGUCAGGAGCACGGCCAGGAGCGCGGCCAGGAGCACGGCCAGGAGCACGGCCAGGAGCAUGGUCAGGAGCACGGUCAGGAGCACAGUCAGGAGCGCGGCCAGGAGCACGGUCAGGAGCACGGCCAGGAGCACGGUCAGGAGCACGGCCAGGAGCAUGGUCAGGAGCACGGUCAGGAGCACGGACAGGAGCACGGCCAGGAGCACGGCCAGGAGCACGGUCAGGAGCACGGCAAGGAGCACGGGCAGGAGCGCGGCCAGGAGCGCGGCCAGGAGCACGGUCAGGAGCACGGCCAGGAGCACGGGCGGGAGCACGGCCAGGAGCACGGUCAGGUGUAA